This is a messenger RNA of Fukomys damarensis (Damara mole-rat), 553 nucleotides long. It is a transcript of the gene Aamdc, whose product is annotated as adipogenesis associated Mth938 domain containing. Gene Ontology annotation, cellular component: cytoplasm. The coding region runs from base 154 to 522 and encodes 122 amino acids. The record is from RefSeq and is a predicted model, not a curated record. Gene Ontology annotation, biological process: positive regulation of fat cell differentiation. The transcript has 4 exons. Lineage: Eukaryota; Metazoa; Chordata; Mammalia; Rodentia; Bathyergidae.
GCCUGUGUGCCCGGCCCCAGGACUCUAGUUCCCCCGCGGGGAGUGGAAGAGCACCUGGCUGAGAGCCGCCGGGCCCUCGGAGGCGAUAGGGAAAGUGUAGAGCAGUCCGGAGAGCGGCUUUGAGAAGAAAAGCGCUGUCUCAGAUUAGUGCUUAUGUCUUCCCCUGAAAUUGCUUCCCUCUCAUGGGGGCACAUGAAAGUACAAGGCUCUACCAUAACCUAUAAGGAUUGCAAAGUAUGGCCAGGAGGAAGUCGCACUUGGGACUGGAGAGAAACUGGAACUGAGCAUUCUCCUGGUGUGCAGCCUGCAGAUGUAAAAGAGGUGGUGGAAAAGGGUGUACAGACCCUUGUGAUUGGCCGAGGGAUGAAUGAAGCCUUGAAGGUGCCUCCAUCCACUGUGGAGUACAUCAAGAAACAAGGCAUUGACGUGCGGGUCCUCCAGACAGAGCAGGCAGUGAAGGAGUAUAAUGCCUUGGUUGCACAAGGGGUCAGGGUGGGAGGCGUCUUCCAUUCCACUUGCUAAUGUAGUCGUAAGAGUAAAAUAAAUCACUCAG